Molecule: messenger RNA, 1291 nt
Organism: Camponotus floridanus (Florida carpenter ant)
Lineage: Eukaryota; Metazoa; Arthropoda; Insecta; Hymenoptera; Formicidae
Exons: 6
Coding region: 77-1147 (356 amino acids)
Source: RefSeq, a predicted model, not a curated record
UGAUUAUUUUUUCAAACUUUUUUAGCUCAAAGAGACACGUAUAAAAUUGCAUCAAACAGAAAGUGAUUAUCAGAGAAUGAUUGAAGAUUUCAAUGCAGCUCAAAAACAAUUAAUGUUAGCAACAAAACAUGAAGCAGAUUCGCAAAAAUCAUUAAUAAUUAUGGAAAAAGAUUAUUGUUCUAAAAUCGAAAAAAUAGAAAAUGAAGCGAUCGGUCUGCGUGAUUUAGUAGACAAAUUGAACGAAGAAUUGGAAGAAACUAAAAAAAAACUUGCGUCAAAAAACAUCGAACUUUGUCAAGCGCAAGAUAAAUGCAAAAGUUAUACCGAUCAUUUGGAUAUCAUACGACAAGAUCUUGAGAUGGAAAAGGAUGAAUUAAUAAAGGCCGAGAGUGUGAAUCGCGACUUGAUUUUACAGUUACAAGAAUACAUGAACGAAAAUUAUCAGCUUGGUCAACAGAAGAUUUCACUUGAGCAAAAUAAUUCCACGUACAUAACUGAGUUAAAGGACAUGCGCAAAUCUUUGUUUGAAUUGAAAAAGGAAUGCCAUUUAAAGGACCAAUCGCUAACAUGUAUGUCGGUUGAUUUGACCGAAGCAGCUAUGAGUAGAUCAGAACUCUGUAAAGAGUCUCAAUAUAUAAUUUCAUGCAUUCGUGAUUGCAUGGAACAACAAAAAAAAUAUAAUAAAACUCUAGCAAAAAAUCUGAAAAAUAAACAACAACUUUUAAUGCAGCUUGUAUUUGAAAAAAAAGCUCUAUUAAUUAAAAUCAAGAAACUGAAACGAAUUAAUUUAUUGGCACAGAAAUUAAAACGAACGCACGGACAAUUAACUGGUAGAGGUCUUAAAAAAGCAUAUGUAAAAAACGAUAUCUCACCGUCGAUUAAAACUCGUCAGAAUGUAGAAACGGAUUUAAUUUCGAGUUUAAAUUACACAGAUUUAUACAAGAAAUAUUUCAUAGAACCAAUAAAAACUAAUCGACGUAUAUCGACAUGUGGUGACUCAUGGUGGUUUCCUAAAAUGGAGUAUUUAAUAAGUGAGAUGCAGAAAAGUAAUCAAUGGAAUGAUAAUUUUAGCCAUGCAACGGAAUCCGAUACUUCACUGGAAGAGAACCGUGAUUACGGUUAUCAGUCUUCUUCUGCAAGCAAAUAAAGAGGAACGAGAGAUUUUUCGUAAUAAAUACUGUAAAAGAAAAGUCUGAUGUCGACUAUUGUGUGAACGUGUUUGUAAUGUAAUUUAUGUUUGUGCUAUUUUUUGCGUGACAAUUUUCUACAUAUAUAUAAUAUAUAUAAUCAA